Messenger RNA from Drosophila yakuba, 1483 nucleotides. Its product is annotated as allergen Tab y 5.0101-like. Bases 34 to 1476 code for a protein of 480 amino acids. The transcript is spliced from 3 exons. The record is from RefSeq and is a predicted model, not a curated record. NCBI's taxonomy places the organism in Eukaryota, Metazoa, Arthropoda, Insecta, Diptera, Drosophilidae.
GCCAACAAUGUUAGUUUUAGAACGAUAGUGAAGAUGUGGAGUUGUCCUUGCGUUGCAGUCGGAUUGCUGCUCAUAUUCAGUCUGAAUCUGGUCUUUCUGCUGCCGGAAACGAACUAUUGCCAUUUAAAAAACUGCCCAGUGGAUAAAAAACUGCCACAUAUUGGCUGCAAUAACAGUGGGAACUGGUCGCCAAAGUGCGGAAAAGAGCCAACAAUUGUUUCAAUACCCCAGCAUAUAAGAAAUUUCAUUCUGAACUAUCAUAACACAUUUCGCGAUAUGGUGGCCGGUGGCCAAUUGCACAAGCUGCCCAUUGCAGCCCGCAUGCUUAAGUUGAAUUGGGACCACGACUUGGCUUUUUUGGCUACACUCUUGGUAAAACGCUGCGAUAUCCAACCCACAGACCACUGCAUAUCCACAGAAGAGUUCUCGUCUCCAGGCUACCACACGGUAUAUAACAAGUUCAAGGGGACCCAGGAUACAUCCAGGAUAGUUCGAUCGCAACUGAAUGCGUGGUACGAUCAGUACAAGCACGUUUCUGCAUAUAGUCUAAUUAAUGGAUUGUCCCCGGAUAAAAAGGAGGUUGGGCACUUCCUAAGAAUGAUGGUGGGACCCAGUAACCGAUUAGGCUGUGCCAUAGCUAGAAUCGAAAAAGACGGAUGGACUCACCAAUGGCUCACCUGCCUGUAUAGCUGUUCAUCCAAGAAGAACACGCUUCUAUACGAGUAUUCCGGAAAACCUGGCAUAUAUUGCACCAAUGGAAUUAAUGGCAAGUUUCAACAUCUAUGUAAUGACACGGAACCUGUCACAGAUUGCAUGCACUCUGAUCUAUUCAAGACAACAAUCAGCAACGACACUGCAUCAUUCAUCAGAGACAUGAUGAAUAGAAAAAUUAAACCCAGAUUUUUUUUUCUGGCUUUUUUGCCGGCAUUGUUUGCUGUUGCGAAGACCGUUGUUACGAAGGCUGUCGUUGCUGUGGCGGCGAAGGCACUGAUUGUUGCGAAAUCAGCUGCAACCGCGGUGGUGAAGGCAUCGGUUACUGUUGCGAAAGCAGCUGCAACCGUGGCGAAGAAGGUAUCGUAUACUGCUUUAAGGGUGGCGAGACCAAUUUUAAAGGUGGCGAAGAAGGUUCCGAGAAAAGUUGUAAAGGUGGCGAAGGAGGUUGCGAGACCAGUUGUAAAGGGGGCGAAGAAGGUUGCGAAAGGAGUUAAAAAGUUUGUUGUGAUACCAGUUGUAAAGGGGGCGAAGAAGGUUGUGAGAGAAGUUAAAAAGUUGGCGAAGGAAGUCUCGGGGCUGGUUAAGGAUGUUAAACAAUUUCCAGAUUUUGAAAAUUAUGGUGAUUUGCCGCAAAUUGGAAAUGAGGAAAAUCGUGAAGAAAAUGAGGGAAAUGAUGGAACUAAUAAUGAAGAUGAGGCAACUGAAGCAGAUGAAUUAUCAACUGAAAAUAAUGUGCAAAAUACAACAAUAAAUCCCAAUUAACAGAUAA